AUGGGAGGCACGAGCACGACGUUCUCGCAGAAAAGACCAGUUCAAGAGACUCCAGGAACUACAGCCUACGUGACGGCGAAACGAUUCAAUGCCAGACAACGGAUGCAAGAAAUGGAGAAACGUGUGACGAUGAACGAAGACACCCAAAAUGCAGCGGGGUUAGAAGUGGCCAACCUGACGGCCUAUUUCAGGGAGGACGCAAAUAGACGUGCCGACGCCGAAGAAAAACGUCGUCGAGAAGAUCUCAACGAGCGAAGAGAAACUGAACGAAAGGAGAGAGAAGAGAGAGAGCAAACUCGACGAGAAGAAGAGAACAGACGUGUCCAAGAGCUGGCUGAAAGGCGCAGGCAAUUCGACGAACGAAUGAAGCUUGACAGGCAGGAAGCUGGGGAAAGACACCAGCAAAUGAUGAUCUUACUCUCAGCAUUCAUGCCAAAAAAGCAAGGGUCUCAGAAGGAGGACGAAAACUCAACGCAUUUGUAG
Phytophthora nicotianae INRA-310 is the source of this 483-nucleotide messenger RNA. RefSeq lists its product as hypothetical. Lineage: Eukaryota; Oomycota; Peronosporomycetes; Peronosporales; Peronosporaceae. The coding region runs from base 1 to 483 and encodes 160 amino acids. The record is from RefSeq and is a predicted model, not a curated record. The transcript has a single exon.